AGCGAGGGAAAGGCAGCGCGUGCUCGGACAGGAAGAUCGCACCUGCAUCGCAAGCAGAGCAGCGGCAGCGCGGCGGCGGAGGCUGCACCAGCGUAUGCUUAAGUCGGCAAACGUCAUGGUAGCACGCGGAAUGUCAGCACUGGCCCUCGCCGCCUCCGCCGCUGCUCGCGAGCUGCAGAAUGCCGUCCGGGCCGUCGCGAUCUAACGCUGCGAUCGGGUUGGCGCUCUUCCGGAGAAUCUAGGCCUCAGACAAUGCGCUCCUUCUGCGCUGGCGCACGCACUAACUAUCUUCUCGCAGGUUCCGCGAGAUGUUCUCCGUCAACCCCGACAUCUCCUCCGGCCUGCCGCUCCCGACCGAGAACCGCAUGCCCACGCCCGGCUCGCGCCCCGAGCGCCAGGCCACGAUGCCGACGCGCGCCUCGGACAUUGCCGGCCUCGGCUACUACGAGCGCGACUUCCGCCGCGCCUACCCGCAGCUGCACAUGGUCACGCAGCAGGACCUCACCACGCUCCUCCUCGCCGACACCAACGAGGACGGCACGAAGAGCUUGCCGGCCAGCGGCACCUCGACGGCGCUGACGCGCCCGUCGGACCUCUCGUCUGCCAGCGCCUUCACCGACGUGCUGGCGCAGGCCCAUGCGCCCAGCGCCGAGGGCGCAUAUGCGCCCAGCCGUCUGCCGCCGACGCCGCCGUUCACGCGGCCCACGGCUAUCCUGAAGAAGAACCCGGGCGAUGUGCCGCAUGACCCGCACGCAUACUACCCGGCGGAGAACUACCACUAGCCGCGACGCCGCGCUGCCUAUGAGCAAGCUUGGCGCAAAUGCACAC
Tilletiopsis washingtonensis is the source of this 828-nucleotide messenger RNA. RefSeq lists its product as hypothetical. The transcript has 6 exons. The coding region runs from base 309 to 782 and encodes 157 amino acids. The record is from RefSeq and is a predicted model, not a curated record. Lineage: Eukaryota; Fungi; Basidiomycota; Exobasidiomycetes; Entylomatales.